Messenger RNA from Bipolaris maydis ATCC 48331, 1232 nucleotides. Lineage: Eukaryota; Fungi; Ascomycota; Dothideomycetes; Pleosporales; Pleosporaceae. The record is from RefSeq and is a predicted model, not a curated record.
ACGGCACUUUCAUGCCUUCAAAUCAGUCCAAGACGCUUGGAAACGAUGAUCAAGCUUUCUGGGGAAUGGCCGCUUUGUCCGCAGCAGAGAACAAGCUUCCUGAUCUCCCAGGCGACCAGCCCUCUUGGCUGUCUCUAGCACAGGCCGUCUUCAACACCCAGUAUAGGCGCUGGGAUACGUCUACCUGUGGUGGAGGUCUGCGAUGGCAAAUCUACACCUUCAAUAACGGUUACAACUACAAGAACUCGAUUUCUAACGGCUGCUUCUUCAACAUUGCUUCAAGACUCUACAAAUACAUUGGCAACGACACAUAUGCCUAUUGGGCUGAGAAGGCCUGGGAUUGGGAGCAUGCCAUUGGACUCAUGAGUGAUGAUUACCAUUUCUACGAUGGAACCGACGACACUCAGAACUGUACUUCCAUCAACCAUAUCCAGUGGACCUACAAUGCCGGAAUUCACAUGGCCGGUGCUGCCGCCAUGUGGAACGCGACUCAAAACGACACAUGGCGUGGCCGUGUUCAGGGUGUAAUGGAUGGAAUUAACGUCUUCUUCAAUAAUAGCGUCAUGACCGAGGUUGCAUGUGAGAACAACGGCAAGUGUGACGUCGACCAGCGUUCCUUCAAAGCCUAUCUCUCUCGCUUCAUCGCAUACACGGCUGCCGUCGCGCCUUGGACUCGUGACCAACUCAAUCCUCUCAUCCAAGCCUCUGCCCAAGCUGCUGCCAAGCAGUGCACCGGAGGUCCUAACCAGACAUCAUGUGGUCUUCGAUGGACCGACGGAGGAGUCAACGACGGUAGUUUCGGUGUUGGCGAGCAAAUGUCCGCCAUGGAGAUUAUUCAGUCAUUGCUGUAUACUACUAAGCCCGGACCUGUGACCUUGGACAAGGGCGGUAUCUCCAAGAGCAACCCCAACGCUGGUGACACUUCGACCGAUACGCCUAUUACAUUCAACUCCAUCACUACUGGUGAUAGGGCGGGCGCUAGCAUUUUGACCAUUUUGGUCCUGGUUUCCAUUCUCGUUGGCGCUUGGUGGAUGGUAUCAUAGAUUUGCAUACAUAUCCCACUUGUAUAUCAGUUGUUUGGGCUGUGCAUCAUCAUGCUACAGUACGUUUUUUCUCGGAAACUGUACAUUGUUUGGGUAAUCUUCACUGUGCUUUUCUUCAAAUAUGUAUUCGGAUGUUUUGAUCAGCGACCCGGGUUACUCACUAGUAUAAUAAACACAAAUCGUUCAAAG